This is a messenger RNA of Lipotes vexillifer (Yangtze River dolphin), 750 nucleotides long. It is a transcript of the gene DSTN, whose product is annotated as destrin, actin depolymerizing factor. NCBI's taxonomy places the organism in Eukaryota, Metazoa, Chordata, Mammalia, Artiodactyla, Lipotidae. The record is from RefSeq and is a predicted model, not a curated record. Gene Ontology annotation, biological process: actin filament depolymerization. Gene Ontology annotation, cellular component: actin cytoskeleton. Bases 73 to 570 code for a protein of 165 amino acids. Gene Ontology annotation, molecular function: actin binding. The transcript is spliced from 4 exons.
UGUGAGGAGGUCGCUCCGCAGACUUGGUGCUCGCCGGCUCCCUCUCCGCGCUCUGCGGCCGCCGCGGCGAAGAUGGCCUCAGGAGUGCAAGUUGCUGAUGAAGUGUGUCGCAUUUUCUAUGACAUGAAAGUUCGGAAGUGCUCCACACCAGAAGAAAUCAAGAAAAGAAAGAAAGCUGUCAUUUUCUGUCUCAGCGCAGACAAAAAGUGCAUCAUUGUAGAAGAAGGCAAAGAGAUCUUGGUUGGAGAUAUCGGGGUAACCAUAACGGAUCCUUUCAAGCAUUUUGUGGGAAUGCUUCCUGAAAAAGAUUGUCGCUAUGCUUUGUAUGAUGCAAGCUUCGAAACAAAGGAAUCCAGAAAAGAGGAGUUGAUGUUUUUUUUGUGGGCUCCAGAACUAGCACCUCUGAAAAGUAAAAUGAUCUAUGCGAGCUCCAAGGAUGCAAUCAAAAAGAAAUUUCAAGGCAUAAAACAUGAAUGUCAAGCAAAUGGGCCAGAAGACCUCAAUCGGGCUUGUAUUGCUGAAAAGCUAGGUGGAUCCUUAAUUGUAGCUUUUGAAGGAUGCCCUGUGUAGACCAUCACUCGGUGCCACAAACUGAAAGCUUCCGUGUUUAAUGUUAUCCUUUUGCUAUGUAAGUAAAGCUGAUACGUUUAGGCCAGGGACUCGCUGAGGGGAGCUGUCUUGUCAUUUGCUAGGGUAAACUAUUCCAUGCACAUGUGCAAAUGGCCCUAAAUAAAUCUAAACUCUAAAGUU